CAAUCAAAACUUGCGCUCUAAAUUUUAAACGUUAACCGGAAGAAACGAUAAUAACCACUGGAGUAUCUCGGUCCUCAUUCUUUUUAUUUUUAAUAUUACUCUUCAUAUUUCAAGAAAAUGGACCUGGGUAGUGACGACCAGACCAAAAUGUACUUUUAUGAGAACAGACUUCAAACAUUCGUUGGGUGGCCGUUUGAAGAGGGCUGCAUUUGCACUCCAGAAAACAUGGCCAAAGCUGGAUUUAUUCACACCCCGUCGGAGAAUAGUCCGGAUAUAGCUCAGUGUUUCUUCUGUCUGAAAGAGCUGGAAGGAUGGGAACCUGAGGAUGACCCCGAGAAAGAGCAUAAAACACAUUCUUCCUCCUGUGAUUUUAUCUUGCUGAAGAAGACAGUGGACAGUCUGACUGUGGAGGAGUUUCUGAAACUUCAGAAAGAGAGACAGAAGUUUAUCGUUAAAAAAUCAUGUACCCAGGCGAUUGAUAAAUUUCAAGAGGCUGUGAAAAUCAAAAGAAACCAGAUCAUCCAGACGGCAAUGGGGGAGGAAUGAAGCGGUUCAGUGAAGGCCAUGCUGACAGCGUUUUGCUGUGAUCCUUUUUUUUUUUUUUUUUUUUUUUUUGUGGAACUCCCUCUUUUCUUACUUUUGUAUGUCAUGGAACGAUACAUGUUCUUUUUAAAUGUUACCUGUGAUGAAAUCUUUGUCCUGUCACCUGUUGAAGUUGAUCUUAUUACACAUAUUUUUCUUACUUUUACAGUAUUUAUUUUAAAAUGAGCUUAAUAAAAAGACUCUCCCAUGGCCUCUGUUAAAAAA
This is a messenger RNA of Ctenopharyngodon idella (grass carp), 807 nucleotides long. RefSeq names its product baculoviral IAP repeat containing 5a (gene birc5a). Bases 118 to 546 code for a protein of 142 amino acids. Lineage: Eukaryota; Metazoa; Chordata; Actinopteri; Cypriniformes; Xenocyprididae. The record is from RefSeq and is a predicted model, not a curated record. The transcript is spliced from 4 exons.